AUGAAAGCUUCAACACUACUUAGUGCGGUCUCGGCUAUAUCGACCCUGCUAGCGAUGCCGGUUGCAGCAACACCAUCCCCAAACCCACCGAGCCUAAACUUCCUAUACUCUAUGAAUACUACCGUCGGAGAGCCCAUCGAAGUAGGCAAUGGUCCCUGGGGAGCUCGCGUAGCCAUCCCCGUCACUGGCGGGACUUUCAAAGGGCCCAGACUAUCCGGAAAGGUCCUCGACAUAGGUGCCGAAUGGGGCGUGACUGACUCCAACGGGACAUUCAGAGCCGAUGCAAGGUAUCAGCUCAAGACGGAUGACGGGGCGAAUAUCUACGUCCAGGUGAAUGGGCCGAGUCAGGGUGAGGGACAUUCGCAGUCUAGGAUUAUACUGGAAACUGGCAGUGAGGAGUACUACUGGCUGAACGAUGUUCUUGCAGUUGGCGUCACCACUCUGGGACACGGGUGGGUGGCGGUUGAUGCGUGGGAAUUGGUUAGCCCGGAAUAG
Aspergillus puulaauensis is the source of this 495-nucleotide messenger RNA. RefSeq names its product DUF3237 domain-containing protein. The record is from RefSeq and is a predicted model, not a curated record. The transcript has 2 exons. The coding region runs from base 1 to 495 and encodes 164 amino acids. NCBI's taxonomy places the organism in Eukaryota, Fungi, Ascomycota, Eurotiomycetes, Eurotiales, Aspergillaceae.